AUGGAGGCUAUGUUACUCAAACCCACUUUUUACAAUCUCGCCGAUUCUUCUAGAAGACCCGUUUCGUAUUUUUCCGGUAAAUCGAGAUUUGGACUUGCUGGAUCGCUCUCGUUCCGACACUCUGCAGUUUCGCCGAUCCGAUACUCGAGGAGUCUAAGGGUGGACGAGAGUGAGAGCUUGACACUUGACAGCAUAAGACACACUUUGAUUCGUCAAGAGGACAGCAUCAUCUUUAAUCUUCUUGAGCGAGCUCAGUAUCGCUACAACCCUGAUACUUAUGACGAAGAUGCUUUUGCUAUGGAAGGGUUUCAAGGAUCUUUGGUCGAGUUUAUGGUCAGAGAGACUGAACAGCUCCACGCUAAGGUGGACAGGUACAAGAGUCCAGAUGAACAUCCUUUUUUCCCACAAUCCUUGCCGGAGCCAAUCCUUCCCCCUAUUCAAUACCCACAGGUUCUGCAUCACUGUGCUGAUUCAAUAAACAUCAACAAGAAGGUGUGGAACAUGUAUUUCAGACACCUUCUUCCCAGACUGGUCAAUCCAGGGGACGAUGGUAAUUGUGGUUCAGCUGCUGUCUGUGACACAAUGUGUUUGCAGGCAAGAAACUUAAUACUUUCAAAGAGAAUUCACUUCGGUAAAUUCGUUGCUGAGGCCAAGUUUCGUGAGAAUCCAGCUACUUAUGAAACUGCCAUCCGAGAACAAGUAAAUACACUCUUUUUAUUCACUGUCUGUAUGUUCUUUUGUCAUGAACUGGCUGAAUCUUUGCAGGACCGGACACAACUUUUGCGACUUCUGACUUAUGAAUCAGUUGAAGAAGUAAUCAAGAAAAGAGUUGAGAUCAAAGCCAGAAUUUUCGGUCAAGACAUAACAAUCAACGAUCCAGAGACUGGAGCUGAUCCUUCAUACAAAAUCAAGCCUAGCUUAGUUGCUAAACUCUACGGAGAAAGAAUCAUGCCCCUCACAAAGGAAGUCCAAAUUGAGUACUUGCUUAGGAGGCUUGAUUGA
Molecule: messenger RNA, 1002 nt
Organism: Eruca vesicaria subsp. sativa (arugula)
Lineage: Eukaryota; Viridiplantae; Streptophyta; Magnoliopsida; Brassicales; Brassicaceae
Source: the annotation of a GenBank genome assembly